Messenger RNA from Schistosoma guineensis, 1301 nucleotides. NCBI's taxonomy places the organism in Eukaryota, Metazoa, Platyhelminthes, Trematoda, Strigeidida, Schistosomatidae. The record is from the annotation of a GenBank genome assembly.
UAAAUGAUUUACGCGCCCUCAUUGGCCGUGACGGUACAGGCAUGUACGAUGGCAGAGGUUCUCCGCAUAGAUAUCACUGGAACCCCUGCAGUCCUAGCCUAAAUAGGGAUCCUUUAUACAGGGGAAGGUUUAACAGUCACUCUAGAUCACCAAUCACUUCAACACCUCCAUUUGGCAGCGGGAGAUUUCCUCGAUGUCCACAAGACUCUUUAGUUUGUUGGAGUCCACCCGUAGGUUGUCCAUCUUAUUAUGUUGACAGUCCCCCCGCACGUUAUGGUUCGCCGAAUUUCAACCAACCAUCUUAUCACCGAACCUUUGAUUCUCCCGCGAACUCAUAUGCCUCACACUCACCAUUUAUGUCUAACUGCAAUCCAUCUAUGAAUAUCCACUCUGGUUCAAUUUCUAGUAGUUCUUUGAUAUCGACUCAAGACGACUCGAGUUGGAAGUAUGGCACUUCUCAGCAUAAUUCUUCAGCAUUUGAUAUUAGUUCAAGAUCACCACGAAAUAGUAGCAGAAAAUUCAAUGAGAAUAACCGUUCAUUCAAGAAUUGGAUUGCAUCCAGUUUAUCAGACCCUUGGGAAGGAAUGAAACCAGUUCGUACACCACAUUCCGGUUAUUUAGUUGAUAAGCCGCCUGCACAAAGACAUACUGUUUUGUUUGCUCCUCACGAACGUCGGAGAAGGUUAGAGGUAGAUGAUGAUGAGGCAGUGACGAUUAGUCCGACAAAGCAACUUCAAAGAGUUUGUUCUAAUUAGAACUGUAAUUUUAGCACUGCACAAUCUAUCUUAUGUAUGCACUAUUUUAUUGUAUACGUGUGCAAUACUUCGUUUUAUAUAAAAACUCUUUCUUUGAAAAAUAAUGCCAUAGGAUUUUAAGUUCAGGAAAAUCGUAGGACUUUGGUAACCGUUCACACAUUUGGUGUUUAUUCAGUAAACGAGAUUUCAUUAUCUGUGUUUGACCUAACUUAUGUACUCGUCUUCGAGGUCACUGAGUAAAUUCUAGUAAACCAUACUAUUUUUGUUGUUUGUGGCUCAAAGCUGAGUACAUAUAUCUACACUCAGCAAAUAAGUUUUGCCAUUCUUUGUAAAGUGAUUUCAUAGGUAUUUAGCUCAACAGUUUGUUUUCAAGCUAGUGUUCUAAACAGUGUUUCCUGUGUCUUUCCUUUUGCAUAACAUUACUAUUAAGACUUCAAAUUUUGUGCUAGUGUCGUCAUACUGCUUAUAUUCUUGAUGUCAGUUUAAGCACAUGUACCUACCUUUUCUUUACAAAUUAUUCAAUAAAUUUAGAUAAUCAUACCUUAA